This is a messenger RNA of Rhinolophus ferrumequinum (greater horseshoe bat), 924 nucleotides long. Its product is annotated as olfactory receptor 10Z1-like. Gene Ontology annotation, biological process: G protein-coupled receptor signaling pathway. Gene Ontology annotation, molecular function: olfactory receptor activity. Gene Ontology annotation, cellular component: membrane. The record is from RefSeq and is a predicted model, not a curated record. Lineage: Eukaryota; Metazoa; Chordata; Mammalia; Chiroptera; Rhinolophidae.
AUGGGCCAGACCAAUGCAAACUCCUGGAAGGGCUUUGUCUUCCUGGGCUCCUCCAGCUUUGGGGAGCUGCAAUUCCUGCUCUUUGCAUUGUUCCUCUCUCUGUAUCUUGUCACCCUGACCAGCAAUAUCUUCAUUAUCAUAGUCAUCUGGCUGGAUUGCCAUCUUCACACCCCGAUGUACUUCUUCCUUUCUUUCCUAUCUUUCUCUGAGACUGGCUACACCUUGGGCAUCAUCCCCAGGAUGCUCUCUGGCUUGGUCAUGGGGUAUCAGGCCAUCUCCUAUGUGGGCUGUGCUGUCCAUAUGUUCUUCUCUGCCUCGUGGGCUUGUACCAAUUGCUUCCCUGGCUUUGACAGAUAUGUGGCCAUCUGUGCCCCACUGCACUAUGCCAGCCACAUAAAUCCUACAUUCUGUACCCAGUUGGUUGACAUCUCCUUCCUGAGUGGAUAUCUCUUUGAUUUGGGAACACUAGUUAUUUUCCCCCUCCAAUUCUGCAGCUCCCAUGAGAUCCAGCACUUUUUCUGUGACAUGUCACCAGUGCUAAGCCUGGCCUAUGGGGAUACAGGCCUGAGUGAAAUGGGGAUCUGCAUCCUCAGCUUGCUGGUCCUCCUGGUCUCCUUUUCCUUCAUCACCAUUAUAUAUGCCUACAUACUGGCAGCAAUACUGAGGAUCCCCUCCAUGGAGGGGCAGAAGAAGUCCUUCUCCACAUGUGCCUUAUACCUCACAGUGGUCAUUGUUCACUAUAGCUGUGCCUCCUUCAUGUACUUGCAGCCCAACUCCAGUUACUUUCCUGAGAAUGAUCAGCUUAUUGCUGUCACCCAUACUGUGGUGAUCCCUCUCCUCAACCUUAUUGUAUAUAGUCUAAGGAACCAGGCUGUGCAGACAGCUCUGAGAAGUGCUUUCCAAGGGAGAUUACUCGGUAAAUGA